This is a messenger RNA of Gossypium arboreum, 1602 nucleotides long. RefSeq lists its product as uncharacterized. The record is from RefSeq and is a predicted model, not a curated record. The transcript has 2 exons. Lineage: Eukaryota; Viridiplantae; Streptophyta; Magnoliopsida; Malvales; Malvaceae. The coding region runs from base 1 to 1602 and encodes 533 amino acids.
AUGGCGGGAGAGAUGAUCGAGAAUGCCAUAAGAGCUGGCAAAAUCGAGGGGGAAGCGACCAAAAGAUCAGCUCUAAAGAGAAAGGAUAGUGAAGUGAAUAACACAAGCACCUUCAACACGAAGGCAAUCACAGUUGGUCAACCUAAAACAGCUACGGUUGAGCAACAGAGUUCUCAAAGGCAGGAAUCAGGUACAAGGCAGAAUUCUGAAAGGAUGCAGUUCACACCUAUCCCCGUGACAUAUCGUGAACUUUAUCAAAGCUUAUACAAUGCACAUGCUAUUUCUCCUUUUUACUUGAAACCACUACAGCCCCCAUAUCCCAAAUGGUAUGAUGCAAACGCCAGAUGCGAAUAUCAUGCUGGAAUACCGGGGCAUUCGAUCAAAAAUUGUAUCGAUUUUAAGAAGACCGUAGAGAGGCUCAUUAAGAUGGGGGUAGUGAAGUUCGACAAUACCCCUAAUACUGAAAACUCGUUGCUAAAUCAUAGUGAUCAAGGAGUGAAUGCCAUUAUCGAAGCCAGUGAGAGAAGAAUGAAGGAAGAUGUUGCUGAGGUGAAGAUGCAUAUAAAGGUGAUUUGGGAGGAGAUGAUGAAGAGAGGUAUGUUAACCUCUAAAAACGAGAGAAGAGAAAUAAGGAACUAUGAUGAGUUCCAUGAGAAAGAAGGACAUGAAGUUCAAGAUUGUGAAGAAUUCAAGGCCUUGGUGCAAGGUUUUAUAGACAACAAAGAACUACAAAUUUUUGAAUGUAGCUCUUGUGAAAAACAAGUAUGUGUGCUGGAGGAUAAACAGAAAGGAGCUAGCCGGCCAAGGAUUAUUAUUUCCCUGCUGAGGAAUAAUGAAGUGUGGGAACAAACGGAGCCUAAGGUCAUUAUCCAUAAGCCUACGCCUUUCCUUUAUAAGGAUAGCAAGAGGGUACCAUGGAGCUAUGACUGCAAUGUGACAGUGCCGGAGGAGGAGAAUAUAGCCAGCACGUCUAAAGAUGUACAAGUUGAGGGUUUCCAUACACAGAGUGGGAAGCGGUAUGAUACGGUGGGCUUUAGAGAGGAGCCCACAAAAAUAAAGAAUAUUAGUGCAGAGAAGGAGAAAGAGGCUAAAGUGCCUGUCAAGAAGCCAGUAAAGGAGGAUGAGGCUAAGGAAUUUCUAAAGUUCCUUAAGCAUAGCGAGUAUAGCGUGGUUGAGCAGUUGCGUAGGCAGUCGGCUCGCAUAUCAAUAUUGGCUCUACUUCUGAGUUCUGAGGUAUAUCAGGAUGCAUUUAUGAAGGUGCUCAACGAAACAUAUGUCACUCAUGACAUAUCCGUUAACAAGCUGAACCGGUUGGUGAAUAAGAUAAGUGCAGAUAAUUUCAUCUACUUUAAUGAUGAUGAAAUCCCACCGGGGGGCAGAGGGUCAACUAAGGCUUUGCACAUCACCAUUCGAUGCAAGGGAAGGGAGCGAGCCACCGGUGCCAAAGAUAGCAAGAACUACGAGGAUGGCUCUAUAAAUGAUGGUGGAAAAGGGAGUCUUACUAGGAAUAGGGUUAGGAAAAUACCUGCAAUGAGGGACUCAAAUCCCAGAACUGAAAGAGAAGAAAGAUUACUUUGGUCUGGGCUUCAAGCCAUACUAUAA